Messenger RNA from Aspergillus chevalieri, 1146 nucleotides. RefSeq names its product diacylglycerol/polyprenol kinase family protein. NCBI's taxonomy places the organism in Eukaryota, Fungi, Ascomycota, Eurotiomycetes, Eurotiales, Aspergillaceae. Gene Ontology annotation, molecular function: ATP-dependent diacylglycerol kinase activity. Gene Ontology annotation, cellular component: endoplasmic reticulum membrane. The record is from RefSeq and is a predicted model, not a curated record. Gene Ontology annotation, biological process: phosphatidic acid biosynthetic process. The transcript has a single exon. The coding region runs from base 1 to 1146 and encodes 381 amino acids.
AUGCCUCGAUCUCAGGACGUUCCCGAGACGCCUCGGGUCAUUUCUCCCACUUCCACUUCACCAGACGGAUCGCGUUUGCGAGAUGAUUAUUUCGGACCUACGACUCGCUCUGCUGCGCGACGGCAGCGGCAAACCGGCGUACCCGAAAAGAAAACAGACGAGAACGACUCGACUUCGAAGCGCACGCGAACAAGGUCCCGUAAUUCAACAACACCAAACGGAACAGCGCGACAGCGCAAACCGACUCCUAUCACACCUGCGAAGAAAGAGGAGGUUGAAGCUAAUGGCAAGACCAAUGGCUACUUGUCGCCGCUCUCCAAAGUUCAACAAGACUUGCACGAUGUUUCUUCUCGAUCCCCUUCGCCUCUAGGAAUUAUUCCUCUACACUCUCGUUAUCGCAACUUCAUCCACCGCCAUGAGAUUCCGCGCAAGCUUCUGCACGUGUCCAUCGGUUUCAUUACUCUUCACCUCUAUAGCCGGGGCGUACAACCAUUACAGAUUACACCAUGGCUCUUUUCGGCUCUCGUGCCCAUUGCCGCCACCGACGUGAUUCGACAUCGCUCGGAAACCGUCAACAAACUCUACAUCCGUUGCGUUGGCGCACUAAUGCGCGAGACAGAGGUGUCGGGCUACAACGGUGUGAUCUGGUAUCUCCUGGGCGCAUACGCAGUCCUGCGCUUCCUCCCCAAGGACGUCGGCGUUAUGAGCAUCCUACUUCUUAGCUGGUGUGACACUGCCGCCUCCACUUUUGGCCGCCUGUACGGCCGGUACACCUUCCAACUCCGUAAAGGAAAGAGCUUCGCCGGAAGCCUGGCCGCUUGGUUCGUGGGUGUUGCCGCCGCCGCCGCCUUCUGGGGCUGGUUCGUCCCGUAUAUCGGUGCUUUUCCCAAUGACCCUGAAGGCUCCUCCAUGUUCACUGGCAGUUUGAACCUUAUCCCGGAUUGUGUUAGGAACCUCCUUGGCUGGACUACCGAGACGUCGAAGGCUAUCAUCACGGGUCCCCUGGCACUCGGAGUCAUGAGCUUUGUUUCCGGUAUUGUAGCUGCCGGUAGCGAAUUCGUGGAUAUCUUCGGCUGGGACGACAACAUCACGAUUCCCGUGCUGAGUGGAUUCGGCCUCUGGGGCUUUUUGAAGGUUUUUGGGUAG